CUUUGUGACCGGUCGGUAAAACUCGAGAAAGCUUCGAAUCUGGAGUUUGGAGCUGAAACUCAAUGACAGCGGGACUUAAACAACUGGAAGGAAGAAUGAGAAUCACCCAGGUGAGCUGAUCCCAGCGUGCACCAGCACCGGCUGAUAGGCUCCCGGGCGAAGAUGGAGGUUUCCUGCUGGACUGUGGCGCUGGUGAUCCUCCAGCUGUGGUUCUGCGCGAUGUUGGGGCUCAUCGUGUUACCCGCCAUGUUCGGGAUCUCGCUGGGUUUCACCAGCCUUUACAUCAAAGCGCUGGUCAAAACAAUCGAGUGGGCCACCCGGAGGAUCCAGAGAGGGCAGAAGGAGCAGCCUGAGAUUCCGGCUCAUCUACCCAACGGGAUCAUCCAGAAGGACGACGGCUCUAUGCAGGAGGAGAUCGGGGAGCUGCGCCGGUCCCAGCCGAAACUCUCCGGGGGAGACUUCACCCUCUGCGAUGUGUUUUAUUUCUGUAAGAAGGGGAUCGAGAGCAUCAUGGAGGACCAGGUGACCCAGAGCUUCUCGUCCGAGGAACUGGCCUCCUGGAACCUUCUGACUCGCACCAACAACAACUUUUGCUACAUCAGCGUACGGGUUACCAUAAUCUGGGGUCUGGGGGUGUUCGUCCGCUACUGCGUCCUCCUGCCGCUCAGGGUCACUCUUGCUGCUAUAGGACUGAGCUGGUUGGUGAUUGGCACCUCACUUGUGGGUCUGUUACCCAGCAGCAGUGUGAAGAACUGGAUCAGUGAUCUGGUACACUUGACCUGCUACAGGAUCUGCGCUCGAGGUUUAUCAGCCAACAUCCGCUACCAUAACAAGGAGAACCGCCCGAAAAAAGGAGGAAUCUGUGUAGCCAAUCACACGUCCCCCAUCGACGUCGUCAUCUUAGCUAACGACGGCUGUUACGCCAUGGUGGGUCAGGUUCACGGGGGCAUGAUGGGGGUCAUCCAGCGGGCGAUGGUGAGGUCCUGCCCGCACGUCUGGUUCGAGAGGUCGGAGAUGAAGGACCGCCACGCCGUGGCCAGAAGGCUCAGAGAUCACGCCGCCGACAAGACCAAGCUGCCCAUUCUCAUCUUUCCUGAAGGAACGUGCAUCAACAACACCUCGGUCAUGAUGUUCAAAAAGGGAAGCUUCGAGAUCGGAGGAACCAUCUACCCAGUAGCAAUCAAGUACGACCCUCAGUUUGGAGACGCUUUCUGGAACAGCGCGAAGUACAACAUGGUGAGCUACCUGCUCCGGAUGAUGACCAGCUGGGCCAUAGUGUGUAACGUCUGGUACCUUCCGCCCAUGACCCGACAGGAAGGCGAGGACGCCGUCCACUUCGCCAACCGGGUGAAAUCGGCCAUCGCCCGCCAGGGUGGACUGGUGGAUCUGUCCUGGGACGGAGGUUUGAAGAGGGAGAAGGUGAAGCAGUCGUAUAAAGAGGAGCAGCAGAAGAUGUACAGCAGCAUGAUUGUCGGACAGGACGGAGGGGAGAGCGGUCCGCUGGAGAUGUGCAGAGAUCUGGAGGAACCUGAUGAGGAACCUGAUGAGGAACCUGAUGAGGAACCUGCGGAGGAACCUGCGGAGGACCAUGCAGAACCUACAGACUAAAUGAUGACGCUCUGGGAUUUCAUUAAGGAUUUUUUUGUUCCGUUACUGAAGCAUCAGAUAUAAACAAUAAGCUGAUAAUGCUGGAUAUUGGGGGUGUUGGGGGUGCUGGGCGGGGUCAAAGUUGGGGCACAGUGUUCUCUUUUUUAUGGUCAUUAAUUAGGGCUGAACAAUCUAACGAUGUUAUCAUGAUAUAUUAGGUCACGACACAUUUUUUGGAGCAUCACGAGCACUUUUACUCCACAGGUCAACCAUGCUUUGAUUCUUUAAGUCUUCCUGUUUUCUAUAUGCCCAAAAGUAUUUGGACGGCCCUCUUAAUUAUUAAGUUUGGGGUAUUUUGGUCACACUGAUGUUCUCCUGUUCCAGCAUGAGUGUUCCUCGGUGCAUAAAGCCGGGUUCUAGGAGCAUUGUUGUGAUGGUUUCACCUCUUUACACACCUUGGAUGAAUUGGAACACUGACUGUAAGACAGGGCUUCUCAUCAAGUCUCGGUUGAGUGUUUUUAUUCAAAGCCGUAAGUGUUAUAUACAGUAUAGUCAGGUGUCCAGAUACUUUUGGGCGUGGAGUGUACUUUACACAGGCACCAGUGGGCCUACUUUUCAUCUAACUGGUAAAUUUGGCCGUACCAAAGCUCUAGGAGCAACAACAGCUCAGCUGUGAACCCACACAAGUUUACGGCUACCAUACUGAGUCACUAUCGAGUUCCAAACUGCUUCUGGAAGAAAGCCGCGCGAGACAUGUUUAGCAGGAAUCCCAUUGGUGCAGAGAUCCUCAUGCACGAUGCCACAUGUGGACAAGAUCGAUGUAAAGCACACCAGCGUCGGACUGUGGAGCAGCGGAUGACGAUCAUUCCUCCUCCCGGGAGUCUGAUUGGAGGAUCUGAAUCAGGUGGGUGCCUGGAUAACAUCGCCUGCCUUAACGAUGGAGAUGGAGACCGCAUACAACCACAUUCUAGUGUAGUGUUGGAAUGAAUUGGAACACAGACUGUAAAUAACGCAACCCCAACAACAUGCCAGAUCUUAUAAUCCUCGUGUCCAAACGGAAGCGAAUUCCAGCUCCUGUUCCGAAGUCUAAAUGUAACGUUUCUUAUUUUUAAAGCUGCAGAACUCUUUUUAACAGACUUCUUUCUGCAUCAUGAACGCACACCCAAAUCUGGUCAAAAGUUUUGGCACCCCGGUUAGUUUUGCUGUUACGUUAUUUUCUUGGUUCAUUAAUGUCACAGAUUUUAUUCAGAAUAGUUUGUGCUACUUUGGAUUGGUCAGAAUUCAAUAAAUAUUUUUUCAAACA
Molecule: messenger RNA, 2890 nt
Organism: Trichomycterus rosablanca
Lineage: Eukaryota; Metazoa; Chordata; Actinopteri; Siluriformes; Trichomycteridae
Gene: gpat3
Product: glycerol-3-phosphate acyltransferase 3
Exons: 13
Coding region: 163-1608 (481 amino acids)
Biological process (GO): triglyceride biosynthetic process
Cellular component (GO): endoplasmic reticulum
Molecular function (GO): glycerol-3-phosphate O-acyltransferase activity
Source: RefSeq, a predicted model, not a curated record